Molecule: messenger RNA, 786 nt
Organism: Yamadazyma jaroonii
Lineage: Eukaryota; Fungi; Ascomycota; Pichiomycetes; Serinales; Debaryomycetaceae
Source: the annotation of a GenBank genome assembly
AUGAAUACCCAAGAAGUAAUUGAUGAGUAUCUUUCACGAUCUUUCAAGGAUCAUCCAAGAUUAAGGGAUCCCAGUCAAUUUAGAAUUUUAUCUUAUUGUAUUCAGAAUAUCUAUGGUAAGAAGAAUUCAUUAUUUUGUAUAGAUGUGGAAGCAUGGGAAAGAAAUACUAAAAUAGUAACCGAGAUUGGAAUAUGUAUCUAUGACCCAUCUAAUCAAGAAUUAUCUAUGGUUCCUUCAUUUCACACCUAUCAUAUUAGAAUAAGAGAGAAUUAUCAUAGGAAAAAUGGUAGGUUUGUGCCGGAUCACGUUAGUAAUUUUGCUGGUUUAAAUACUUAUGUUAUGACUAUGGAAGAUGCUGUUACUUUUAUCAAAUUAUUGAUAGAGAAAUAUUUUGUUAACAGUGAUAACCCUUGUAAUCUUGUAGGUCAUGACUUAAACGGAGAUAUCAAAUGGUUCAAAACUUUAGGUAUUGAAUUCCCUUCCAAUAUAAUCAAAGUGGAUACUCAAUUUCUUAUGAGUUUAUCCACUCAAAAACAAAGAAGUUUAUCUAAAUCCUUAGCUUUGGUUGGUAUACCUCAUAGUUUCUUACAUAAUGCUGGUAAUGAUGCGUAUUAUACUUUAGUUCUAGCAUUGAAACUAUCUGAUCCUCAAUCAAGAACUAUUCAUGGAUUAGACGAUGGGAAGAAUUUCCCAUUAGAUAUCGAACAUGAAAAGAGACAUAAGAAUAGAUGUCCUGAAUUAGAAGUUGAUGAUCCGUUACUUUUGAUGGAAGAACUUCAUCCUUAA